AAACUUUUGUGGCAUUAAAACAUUCUUGCGGGGAUUUGAGAGGCUUUAAAUCGCACACGCGCUUUCACUGGGACAUAAACACACAUAUAAAGUCUUGCACUGUAGCGCAGCGGCCAGCAGUGAGAAGUAUCUGACAAUGGCUUCAUACACGUUACCGGAGGGAUUCAGUGACUUUGACAUGUUCGCCUUCGGCUCCGCGCUGCUGGUGGGCGGUCUUCUUGGUUUCUUCCUUAACUUUAUCUCGAUCAUGGCGUUCCUCAGAAUCCGGGAGAUGCAGACGCCCAAUAACUUCUUCGUCUUUAACCUGGCUGUGGCCGAUCUGAGCCUCAACAUUAACGGUUUAGUGGCUGCUUACGCCAGUUACCUGAGGUAUUGGCCGUUUGGGUCGGAGGGGUGCCAGAUUCACGCUUUUCAGGGAAUGGUUUCGAUUCUCGCCGCCAUCAGUUUUCUGGCUGCCAUUGCUUGGGAUAGAUAUCAUCAGUACUGUACCAAGCAGAAGAUGUUCUGGAGCACGUCUGUGACCAUCAGCACCAUCAUCUGGAUCCUGGCCGUGUUCUGGGCAGCUCUGCCACUGCCGGCCAUUGGCUGGGGCGUCUUUGACUUUGAGCCGAUGAAAACAUGCUGUACACUCGACUACACACAAGGAGACCGGAAUUACAUCACCUACAUGCUGUCCAUCACUGUACUGUAUUUAGCGUUCCCUGUUAUGGUUUUGCAGUCCUCCUACAAUGCCAUCUAUGCUUAUUUCAAAAAGACGCACCACUUUAAGUUUAACACGGGUUUACCUCUGAAAGCGCUGCUGUUCUGCUGGGGUCCGUAUGUUCUGAUGUGCACAUACGCCUGCUUCGAGAACAUUAACCUCGUUUCACCAAAGCUCAGAAUGGUCCUCCCGGUGCUGGCCAAGACGUCUCCGAUCUUCCACGCCGUCCUGUAUGCGUUCGGGAAUGAGUUCUACCGUGCAGGAGUCUGGCAGUUCCUCACUGGGCAGAAAUCUGGAGACAAAAAGAAAUAGUGAAAGAGCUUCAGCCAUGUAAUGUUGUAUUCAAAUGAGUCUGCAAGAGUUUACACGUGAUUUGACUGUAAUUCACUGUAUAUGUCAAAUCAGUGCCUAAAACAUUUGAGAUAUU
Molecule: messenger RNA, 1127 nt
Organism: Cyprinus carpio (common carp)
Lineage: Eukaryota; Metazoa; Chordata; Actinopteri; Cypriniformes; Cyprinidae
Product: RPE-retinal G protein-coupled receptor-like
Biological process (GO): G protein-coupled receptor signaling pathway; visual perception; phototransduction
Cellular component (GO): membrane
Molecular function (GO): G protein-coupled receptor activity
Source: RefSeq, a predicted model, not a curated record